Molecule: messenger RNA, 4165 nt
Organism: Hemiscyllium ocellatum (epaulette shark)
Lineage: Eukaryota; Metazoa; Chordata; Chondrichthyes; Orectolobiformes; Hemiscylliidae
Product: heparan sulfate 2-O-sulfotransferase 1
Exons: 7
Coding region: 332-1402 (356 amino acids)
Cellular component (GO): membrane
Molecular function (GO): heparan sulfate 2-sulfotransferase activity
Source: RefSeq, a predicted model, not a curated record
GUGGUGGGGGAUGGGCAGGACCAACGAGGGAAGGCACCGAGAGUGCUCCGAUGCCGGAUAGCUUCGAGAGGCCGUGACUGGAAGCGCUUUACCUCGUGUUUACCCCCGUCCCCGCCACUCCAUUAAUAAUGUCCGUCAAAUCAGUCGGCAAAACCCUACAACCUUCUGAUCUCUGAUUUAUUUUUUCGGGCGAAAAAAAAUUAAAAUUUCUCUCUCCCUCCCCCUUCAGUGUGUGAUUUUUGUUUUAACUCCUCGGUUCCUUUCUUUGAUUUUCUUGUCCCCCCGCCCCCACCAACCCCUUUCCCCUCCUGCGUUAUGUCUUGAUAAUUUCAUGGGGCUACUAAGAAUUAUCAUGCCGCCCAAAUUGCAGCUUCUCGGGGUUGUGGCAUUUGUGAUCGCGAUGUUGUUCCUGGAGAACCAGAUCCAGAAGCUGGAGGAAUCUCGGGGAAAACUGGAGAGAGCAAUUGCAAGACAUGAAGUAAGAGAAAUUGAACAGCGCCGCACAAUGGACAACCCAAGACAAGACCCAGGAGAAGAAGAGUUGGAUGACAUAAUCAUCCUUUAUAAUCGUGUACCGAAGACUGCCAGUACUUCUUUUACAAACAUUGCUUAUGAUCUGUGUGCAAAAAACAGGUACCAUGUCCUGCAUAUCAACACAACCAAAAAUAAUCCUGUGAUGUCUUUGCAAGAUCAAGCAAGAUUUGUAAAAAAUGUUACUACGUGGAAAGAAAUGAAGCCAGGAUUUUAUCAUGGGCAUGUGGCGUAUCUGGACUUUGCCAAAUAUGGUGUGAAAAAGAAACCCAUCUAUGUAAAUGUUAUUCGAGAUCCCAUUGAGCGACUAGUGUCGUACUACUAUUUUCUGCGCUUUGGUGAUGACUAUAGGCCUGGUCUAAAGAGAAGAAAACAGGGAGAUAAAAAGACAUUUGAUGAAUGUGUUGCAGCUGGUGGGUCAGACUGUGCUCCAGAGAAACUUUGGCUUCAGAUUCCUUUCUUUUGUGGCCACAGUUCAGAAUGCUGGAAUGUUGGAAGCAAAUGGGCUUUGGAGCAAGCCAAAUACAACUUGGUGAACGAGUACCUUCUUGUUGGAAUAACUGAGGAAUUAGAAGACUUUAUAAUGCUUUUGGAAGCCGUCUUGCCACGCUUCUUUAGAGGAGCAACAGAAUUAUAUCGUACAGGAAAGAAAUCUCAUCUUAGAAAAACAACAGAGAAGAAACUGCCAACUAAAGAAACCAUUGCGAGACUGCAAGUGUCUGAGAUCUGGAAAAUGGAAAACGAGUUCUACGAGUUUGCUCUGGAACAGUUUCAAUUUAUUAGAGCUCACGCAGUGAGAGAAAAGGAUGGUGAACUUUACCUCCUUAGCAAGAGCUUUUUCUAUGAAAAAAUCUAUCCUAAAGCAACUUAAAAACAGUUUUCACUACAGUGACCUGAAGAACUGUAUCAAAAAUGUCUUUCUGCUGAAUCAGUUGUUACCUUGAACAGUCUAAUGAUUUUUUUCCCCAAUAAGAGCAGAAAAGAAAUCUUGUUCUACAGUUUGUAUCAAAUCUGCCGUGAACCACUUGCAUCUGUAAAGAUUUUAGGGUCAAGCAUUAGGUGCAUUAAUGGACGAAUGAGCAAGGAAAUCCGUUUACACAAACAGCGCACCAGUUGUGUAGAUGGCAUUCUGUCAUUAUUACUAAUCAGAUUGUGGUAUGUUUUAGGGACUCCUGUGUCUUGUAAACUUUUACCUGUAGAACUAUUUUUUACUAGGGUGCUUUCUAAAGUGUUUCAAAGUAUUGUAAUUUCACAGUAAGAAAAAGACAAAAUGCUGUACAUAUUGCACUUUUUAUGUGUUUGGGCCAAAAGGUUACAAAAAGUUUGAAGUAUUUAUUUCACACCAAUUUUAUUACAGGUGGUGUAACUGAACACGUAGCAUCCAUCAUACUAUACACCCUUUUGUUAGAUACUUUGUGUCAAUUUAGGUUUGUAAGCUUGAAUUUCCUCGCUUGUUUGUAUCAUGGAGAAUAAUGUGGCAAAAGGCAAAACUACAUUGCAGAGACCUGAAGCUUACAGAAAUGCCAUCUUUGACAAUGUGCUGCAUUACAAUUAUGGCUACACAGACCUGAAAUUAGAAAGCAAACUUUUUAAACAAAUAAUGGUGUUUGCCCAGUGAAGGGAAAUAUUCAGUGUUAAUUAAUCUCGUCAUCGCCUAAUUUCCCUUCUGGUUGAAACAGUAUUAGUAGGUUUUCAUUGUUAUUUCCCAUCCCAGUUUAAAAAGUUAUAUAGAUUAAUGUAUUGCAUUUCUAAAUGUACUUUUCUCACAAAUGAAAUGAUAUAUCCAAUAGGCUUGCUAUGUUUUCAGUCAGUGCAUUGCACUGCUGAAUUUUACACGAGUGAUUUCCUUGCAUUCUCUCUCACAUGCAUGCUAACAAUUGAGAAAAUCUGUCCCAACUCCUGCAAUCUUUGCAAAUACUUCGCCGCUUUGUGUUUGUUUUGUCUCUUUUAAAAAUUUGUCCCCUCCUAGGAUUAAUCAACCAGUAUUUUAAAAUAUGGGUGGCUUGAGGCAUAUUUUCUGCUGGACAGUAAAUUCAUUCGUGGUUGUGAAGGUACGACAGUCGGUCAUUGCCCUAUCCCAGUGCAAGCUGAGCUACUUUUCUCAGUUGAGUUAAAGAUGUAGACUGGGCUCUUGGCAGUUGACAAGUAGUGUAAAAAAAAAAUCAUGUGCAGCAGUGGCACCCACUUCUGCACCAAAGAGUAGGAGCAAUAGUUAAAAGGGAUAGAAGCUCCCAAACCAUCAUGGUAUGAUGACUCUAUGAAUAAUUCUGUGCAGUUAACAAAAAUGUAUUUCAAACUAGCCUUGAAUGCGACUACAUCAAAUGUACUAACUGGGAGAGCAGAGGAUUUAAAGCAUUGGCGACUUAGCCAUGUCCUGUCCCUCCUUGGUGACUAUUUUGCACUCCAACUUGAAGAACUGUCAGCGGUUGGCUGUUUCAGUAGUUGGCAGGAAGGCAGCAGGACAACUGGUUGGUUAGCCUUGCCAUUCCGUGUUGUUGCAGGAAGUUGAUAUGGACAGAAGGUGAAACCAUAAGGCCCAGUUGAGUGACAUAGAUUCAAUUGAGCUGUUAACCAUCUUUUGAACUUUGUAGCAGCAACAAAAUAAUAUUUUUAAUUUUCCCAAAAUUGUGCUUAAGAUUUCAUUACUGUGAAGACCCUCAAGAGGCACAUGUUGAAUUUGUACUUAUUUUAAUAUUAUCUCUGUUCUGAGAGAGAUAAUGGCCUAGUGGUAUUAUCGCUAAACUGUUACCUGGUUCUCUGAAUUAAUGGUCUGGGGACCUGGUUUUGAUUCCUGCCAUCACAGACGGUGGGAUUUAAUUCAAUUUUUUAAAAAAUCUGGAAUUAAGAGUCUAAUGAUGACCAUGAAACCAUUAUUGAUUGAUGGGAAAACCCAUCAGGUUCACUAAUGUCUUUUAGGGAAGGAAACUGCUGUCAUUACUUAGUCUGGCCUACAUGUGACUCCAGACCCACAGCAAUGUGUUGAUUCUUAACUGCUCUCUGGGCAAUUGGGGAUUGGCAAUAAAUGCUUGACUGGCCAGCAAUGUCCACAUCCUGUGAAUGAAUUUUUUAAAAAAUGGAGCUGCUGAUGCCUUUGAGGAGCUGUAAUCCCUACACGCUGACGACAAUGGGGAGGGUGGGGCAUUUAUCAUUAACCACUAUAAAGUACAUUUCCUAAAUUUAUUGCGUAUCUGGUUUUGGGAUUCUCAAUAUUUGGUGUUAGAAGAUUUUUAAGAUUUUAGAUGUUUGCUGUAUAUUUAAAGAGGGGGUGAAAUUUAUGUUCCCAACGUAUGAAUGAUGUUAUUCUCAUCGUUGUUUCUCUUCAUGCAAGGAGCAUAACGUUAGUGCUGAAGGCACGAAAUAUAUAAGGUACAGAAUGUAAAUACUGGAAAACAUGGAUUGUGCUCUAUAUAACUGUUUUAAAACAUAAGCAGCUGAAUAGUGCCUUCCUUACCACGGUCCAUGUUGUAAAAAAAAAGUGUACAUUUUGGAUUCAUUUGUGCAUUGUAAGAAAAAUUAAUGUCUUAACACUUUUCAUAGAAUCAAUUAGAGAUGAUUCUUCUGUUUUAGUUUUUGUUUGUAGUUUUUCAGUUUCCUUGGUGCAAAUGUUCCCUAAUAAAGAAAGCUGUACAAACUC